UAAAUUUGAUCAUGAUAGCAAAUUGAUUGAGCUAAUUUCACAAACUAUCGCAUUUUUAUAUCUCAUAAUAAUCUUUCAUAUUUAUAAAGGACCGGACGAGCUGACAAACGUCGAUUUCGAAGGAACCUUUUACAUCGAUAACGAUGACGACGACGAUUUUGUGGGCUUCGUCUUUUCCUAUCAAGAUAAUCGACAUUUCUACGUUGUUACUUGGAAGAAAUUAGCACAGGUCUACUGGGAACCAGCUCCAUUCCGUGCCGAAGCUGAACCUGGAAUUUUGUUGAGGCUCGUCCAGUCUGACACUGGACCGGGCAUAAUGCUUCGGAAUAGUCUUUGGCAUAAGGAAGAUAUUCCUAAUGAGGUGAGGAUCCUGUGGAGGGAUCCGAGGAAGAUUGGCUGGCAACAAAGAGUGUCGUACAGAUGGCAUCUAUUACACAGACCUAAAAUCGGCCUGAUCAGAUUCUGGCUGUACCAGGGCACACAGCUAGUAGUCGAUUCUGGGAACAUAUUCGAUUCGACCUUGCAAGGUGGAAAACUUGGUGUUUACUGCUUCUCACAAGAAAUGAUCACUUGGUCGGAUUUAUUAUACAAAUGCACAGAUACUGUGCCUCAACCCGUGUGGGAUGAAUUACCUGAUAAUCUGAAGAGAGAAGUUCAGGCGGAAAUCGCUACCAACUAUCAACAACAAAUACUGCAACGUCGAAUGAAUUACGACUUCUAAAACAAGCUCCCAGUGAUUUAUUUUAUCAACGAAUGAAUGAAAAGUGAAAAAA
Messenger RNA from Pogonomyrmex barbatus (red harvester ant), 773 nucleotides. RefSeq names its product Thrombospondin (gene Tsp). Gene Ontology annotation, cellular component: extracellular region. Gene Ontology annotation, molecular function: calcium ion binding. The record is from RefSeq and is a predicted model, not a curated record. Gene Ontology annotation, biological process: cell adhesion. NCBI's taxonomy places the organism in Eukaryota, Metazoa, Arthropoda, Insecta, Hymenoptera, Formicidae.